Molecule: messenger RNA, 2632 nt
Organism: Perca fluviatilis (European perch)
Lineage: Eukaryota; Metazoa; Chordata; Actinopteri; Perciformes; Percidae
Product: B-cell receptor CD22-like
Exons: 7
Coding region: 45-815 (256 amino acids)
Biological process (GO): cell-cell adhesion
Cellular component (GO): membrane
Source: RefSeq, a predicted model, not a curated record
AGAACCAAACACUGCUUCAUGGACCAGGAGGUAUUUAUCAUUUCAUGUCCAUCAGAUCUGAGGACAGCGGGAACUACUACUGCAAGUCUGAGAAUCAACACGGACGAAUCAACUCUACAUCUCGAUUUAUAGAUGUCCUGUAUGCUCCAAAGCUUCCCUCUGUGUCAGUGUGUCCCUCUGGUAAGAUAGUGGAGGGCAGUUCAGUGACUCUGGCCUGUAGCAGUGAUGCUAACCCAGCAGCUAAAUACACCUGGUACAAGAAUAAUGUGGACUCACCAAAAGCAUCAGGACAGAUCUUCAUCAUCACUGACUUCAGAGCUGAACACAGUGGGAAUUAUUACUGUGAAGCCCAGAACAGAAGAGGACGUCAGAACUCCACCUUACAUCUGGAUGUUAGGGCUGGAGACUGGAUAUUAAUAACUGCUGGAACAGUCACUGCCAUUUUAAUAGUUGUCAUACUCAUCGCUGCCUGGCUAUGGAUUAGGAAAAAGAGGGCCCGUAAGCAACCAUCUGAGCCUACUGAGAGGCCAGACAGUGCACAGAAACAACCAGCAGAGCCGAAGGAUAACCUUCACUAUGCCAGUGUCCACUUCUCUAAGACACAAGCAGAUCCUCUCUACGCCAAUACCACAAUGGCUCUGGCCCAAAAACCCAGAAGGGAAGAGGAGGUGGGCAGAGUGGAGUACUCUAUUAUCAAACUCAAAAAUGGCAGCACUGCCCCAGGAAACAGUAGUCAGGAAAGUGGAGUGGAUCCAGCGGCAUUGUACAGCGCAGUCAACAACCCCCCCCAAAAAAAUGGAUACCAGAUUUCCUAAUCUUCUCUUCAUACGUGGAAACCCAACUCCAUUGUGCAAUCUACGCCAGAGGUACCACUAUCUGGAACUGUAGUUUCCACCCACUCAGUCUGAUGUAAUAUGAUUAGAAGUUGCAAAGACCUUUGCAAUGCAGCUUGAGAGAGGAGUCCUUUCUUUAGUUCCACCUAAAAUAUGAGGGAACAUUUUCUUUGUCAUUUUUAUUCAUUUCAUUAAUUUUUUAUGUCGAAAAGCUGCAUCGAUUUAUCAGCUGGAAGCUGAUAGCAUGAAAUCGUGUUAUUUAAUUCAUACAUUCGGUUUUGUUCCAAACAUUUAUGUACAGUAUAAUGGAUUUAAGGCGCUUGACUGUAAGCCAAGUGCAUGUGUCAAAACCAAUGUACCAAAACCAAAUAUUAUGUAUUCAUAAGUUAGAUUAGCUUCACUACAUGCUUGUACAACAUGCAGCCUAAACGUUUUCAGUACUGUAUCAGUUAGCUGAAAAAUUCACACUGCUGCCACUAGAUGUCCAUACAGAGCAACAUUUGUAUCUUACUCUGAGAAGGCGGCCCCUUAUCCAACUCCUGUUUGUGAUAUGAAAGGCUUUCUGGGACAUGUAGGAUCUCUCCUACAUAUGUUCUGUGUUGUUGUGUGGUGUAAUUUUGGUGUUAGGGAGCUUCCUGAUUAUCUGUUAUAUCGGAGACAGACAUACCAGCUUUUAAAUGACACCUCAUCAUCAGACCUGGAUUUAGGCAUAGGCAUUCUAGGCAUGUGUCUAAAGCCCAUUUGCCCCUAGGGGGCCCAAUAAGAAUAAAAAGUGAAAAUAUAUAUAUAUAUAUUUUUUUAUAGUUGAAAAAAAUGUAAAAUGUAAAUUUCCAAUCUAACACUUGUAUUAGUGUAAAUAUUAUGUACAGUAGAGUAAAAAUGCCAAUUGCAGGAAAAUAUGUUUCUGGUUUUGUAUGUUAGCUAGCCAAAGCAGUUACACUACCACUUUUCUAGGAUGCUUUUGGGUGCAGCAAAGCAGAAAAAAAGGAAAAAGUAGAAAGAAAAUGACGUCUCUUAGGCCCUUCAAAUAAGUCUAAAUUAGAUGCAUUAAAAUACCUACUCAAAUAUGUUAGCAUAAUAAUCAUGUGGCAGUUAAAAGUAAUCCUGUUUAUUCACUUUAUUAAGUGUCCAUAUGGAGGGGGCCCGGAAAAUACAGUAUGCAAUCUUUACUACAAAAAAGAGCCAGCCUUGCAUUGGAAGCCUCCACACCCCCUCACCCAUCCUCGGUGGCUACAAUCACUCUUGAGCAUCCUUUAUGUAGCCAGAAUGCACAGUGCAAGCCCCGAAAAAAGAUUAAAGUUUGGGCAUUUGCAGCUGCAGUGGUUAAAGAUCUGUUUGAGUGAAGGCUGGGGACAUUAUUUUCUAUUUAUAUGUUUAUUUUUUCAUUUGUUUCGGCAUACAGAGCAGGUUUGUGAUCUGCUGUAUUACAUUAUUUAAUCUCCUUUCAUUUACGCUUACAGCAAGGGGUGAAAUGUUUUUUUUUGCCACUGAGGGAGGAUGGGAGGGGGGGAGGGAUGAGUAUACUGUUUCAAUUUUGUAUUGUACUAUUGCAACAGUUAACUGUUGUACUACAUUCUCCUUUUUAAAAUUAAAAUAAAAAAUACUGGCAGCAUAUCAACUCAGACAUCCUGUCGAGUACAUUUCACUCUUGUUGUACAACGUAUGUUUUUUGUUCCCCUUUAAAAAAAAAGUUGUGACUUGUCAGUCAUAAUCUAUUGUGGAUCCUACUUUGCUAAUUUUUUACAAAUCAAUACCAAUUGUCAAUUGUAUGCCUUCAAUAUACAUAUUAUUGUGGCCCA